Molecule: messenger RNA, 1687 nt
Organism: Dendrobium catenatum
Lineage: Eukaryota; Viridiplantae; Streptophyta; Magnoliopsida; Asparagales; Orchidaceae
Product: branched-chain-amino-acid aminotransferase 5, chloroplastic
Exons: 10
Coding region: 213-1442 (409 amino acids)
Biological process (GO): branched-chain amino acid metabolic process
Cellular component (GO): chloroplast
Molecular function (GO): branched-chain-amino-acid:2-oxoglutarate transaminase activity
Source: RefSeq, a predicted model, not a curated record
UAUUUAACCUAAUAAAAAGGUGAUCUUCCAUGACGACCGAGACUUCCAGCGCCAACUUCCGCCCUAUGUCUCGGACAUCUGGUUAAACUCUUUUCCUCUCGUUGGCCGCCGCCACUGCGAUUUCGGGUGCGGCGUUCGCUAGUUUCUCCUUCCCCGCUCUCUUCCACUUUCUCAACCUGAUUCUUUGAAGAGAAGAGACGGGGAUAAGAACGAUGGAGUUUGGCCUCGUUCUUUCUAGUUACCGGGGCGACUUUGCUCCCCUCCUCUACUCGUCGAGCUGCCCCGCUUUUGUGAAUCAUGGAAGCAGAUUUCGCUCCCCUUCGUGUAUCAAGGUUCAGAAUCAGCUUCACUUCAUGUCUUCUGCAGCUUUAAUGGGAUCAAAUGCAAGAUGUGAAGCAAGCCGAACAAGCACCAUCCAGGAAGCAUCCGAAUUGGCUGAUAUCAACUGGGAUAAUCUUGGAUUUGGACUAGUUCCAACUGAUUAUAUGUACAUUGCCAAGUCACCCAGAGAUGGAGUGUUCACAGAAGGGGGAUUGCAGCGUUUUGGACCCAUUCAGAUGUGCCCAUCUGCUGGGAUCUUAAAUUAUGGACAAGGACUCUUUGAAGGUUUGAAAGCAUACAGGAAAGAAGAUGGAUCAAUUUUACUAUUUCGGCCUGAGGAAAAUGCUUGGCGGAUGAGGACUGGUGCUGAGCGGAUGUGCAUGCCAUCACCAACUGUGGAGCACUUUGUGGAUGCUGUAAAGGAGACUGUUCUGGCUAACAAACGCUGGGUCCCCCCUCCAGGGAAAGGAUCAUUGUACAUUAGACCUUUGCUUAUGGGCAGUGGGGCCGUCCUUGGACUUGCACCAGCCCCUGAGUACACAUUUCUUAUUUUUGUAUCUCCCGUUGGGAAUUAUUUCAAGGAGGGUUUAGCACCAAUAAACUUAAUAGUUGAAAAUGAAUUUCAUCGGGCAAUUCCUGGUGGCACUGGAGGCGUGAAGACUAUUGGAAAUUAUGCUGCGGUUUUAAAGGCACAAUCUAUAGCCAAAGCGAAAGGAUAUUCUGAUGUUCUGUAUCUCGACUCGGUUCACAAGAAAUACCUUGAAGAAGUGUCAUCCUGUAAUGUUUUUGUUGUAAAGGACAAAGUCAUAUCAACUCCAGCAAUAAAGGGAACAAUAUUACCUGGGAUUACAAGGAAAAGUAUAAUUGAAGUUGCUCAAAGCCAAGGAUUUCAGGUUGAGGAGCGGCUUGUAGCCAUAGAUGAAUUGCUUGAGGCUGAUGAAGUUUUCUGUACGGGAACAGCUGUGGUUGUAUCCCCUGUGGGGAGUAUUACAUACCUUGGAAAAAGGGUGGAGUAUGGAGACGGAGUAGGUAUUGUGUCUCAGCAGCUCUACUCUGCACUGACAAGCCUACAGAUGGGUCUUUCAGAGGACAAGUUGUGUUGGACUGUGGUGGUAGAUUAACAACUUCAAAUUCACUAACUAUUUCUGGAGGACCACUUUUAUCUCUCCUCGUUCUUGCUUGUGGCAAACAUAUCAUUAGAUCUUGGACAGCUCACCCAAUCGCUUGGUUUAGUGUUUGAUUUCAAUCAUUCAUUCAUCUUUAAUUACAGCAGCCAUUGAAAUUAACUGCUGGGUUUUUGUUUUGUGUUGUAUUAAAUAGCUUUUCGUCACCAGAUGAUUGAACUUGUGCUGUUUUUAUUGGUUAA